AUGCCAUUGUACGAAAUAUUUUCUCAUUCGGAUCGUUUUCAUUAUCGUGCAAAUGUAUUCUCAUUAGCUGUAUGUUUUUUAAUACUUUGUACAAUUUUAACAUUCUUACCACCAUUUCUAUUUGCUUAUUAUGCUGGUGGUUUUUGGAUAAAAGAAGCAAGUUAUAGUGAACAACCACGAGUUAACUAUUCAGCAAAAUAUAUCGUUAUUGUUGACAACGAUGAUUCUACAAGAAAUCGUUUUUUUACUUCCUCUUAUUUAGAAAUAAAUACAGUUUUUCGUGAUGUUCUUAUUUCUGGUACAAAUACAUUUGAUGCAUACGAUACUAAUCAUGAUGGUGUUACUGAUCAAUUUCAUAUUACAAUUGAAGUCCUAUUCGGUAGUACUACGACAGCUGUUUCUCUUCAAAAUCUUAAUGUUUGGAUAAUAUUUCAAUAUGAACUACGAGCUAGACAAUAUAUUCUUAUGGAGACAAUGGCGUUAGUUAAUCUUGUCCCGCCGGAAAAUAUGCCUUUAUCGAACAAUCCAAAUGUUACUGUACUAGGUGACUUAGUCCUGGAACAACGACAACCAAUACAGAGUUCAGGCAACGAUUCAUCCUAUAAUAAAUCAAUUAUUAAUUCAGAUAAUCUAUUUACAACAUCAUCGAUUGACCUUAAUCCUGUUCUGGAUGAAUAUUUUACAAGAAAAUAUUAUACAUCAUAUAAACCACAAUAUGUAAGAUGGAGACGUGGUGCUAUUUCAGGAACGAAUGUAUUAACUAUCAAUAUUAUUGUUAAUACCAAACAACAAGCUAUAAGAUUUAUACCUGGUUUUUGGCAAGAAUUUAAAUGGGGAUGGAUACAAUAUAUAUGUGUACUUUUACCGUUUAUUAUUGGUUUUAAUCGCAUCAAAGAAUUCGUUUUUCAAAGUCAACUUGUUCGAACCUCAGUUGAAUUUCCUUAUCAUCGACAUAAAUCCUAA
Molecule: messenger RNA, 963 nt
Organism: Rotaria socialis
Lineage: Eukaryota; Metazoa; Rotifera; Eurotatoria; Philodinida; Philodinidae
Source: the annotation of a GenBank genome assembly